GGGUUCCCUUCAAGUGUAAAGAAGAUGUAAUAUCCAACAAUGAAAGGGUCCUGCUAUGCCAAGGGGGAACAGCGGUGGAGAUUGAAUAUGUUCCAUUUUGCACACUGAUCAAUACCACCUUCAGCAUUCUGGACGAGGCCUGUGCAAACAAAACCGCCACCAUUUCCCUGGAGAAUACGGCUGAGAGCUUUGCCUCUGUGCUUGAACAAACAUCCAUGUGGGCCAACCUCACCAAAGAUGAGACAUCCACCUUGGCCACAGUCUUACUGGAGAGUGUGGAAAGCACCACGCUGGCAGCUCUUCUGAAACCCUCAGCAAAUGGCAGUCAGAUUAUUCAGACGGAACGCUUGGAUAUCGAGAGCAAAGUUAUCAAGGAAGGAUGCACUGAAGAGAACGUGACCUUUAACUUGAAAGCCAAAGGGGAUAAGAUGAAGAUUGACUGUUCUGUAAUUGAAGAAUCUGAAUCCACAGGGACUACUGGAGUGGCUUUUGUCUCCUUUGCGGGUAUGGAGUCUAUUCUAGAUAAGAGCUUUUUCCAAGACCCCUUGGCCAACUCCAACACGGAGUUCAAGAUGAAUUCUCACGUUGUUGGGGGCAUGAUGACAGGGAAGAAGAAAGAUGGGUUCUCUGACCAAGUCAUCUACACUCUGGAGAACAUUGAGCCAAAGCAGAAGUUUGAGAGGCCCAUCUGUGUUUCCUGGAGCACAGACAUGGGGGUCGGUAGGUGGACGUCGUCUGGCUGUGUGGUCCUGGAAGCCUCCGAGAUGCAUACUGUCUGCAGCUGUAAUCGAAUGGCAAACCUGGCCGUUAUCAUGGCUUCUAGGGAACUCACGAUGGAGUUCUCCUUGUACAUCAUUAGCCACAUAGGCAUGAUCAUCUCCCUGGUGUGUCUCAUCUUGGCCAUCACCACCUUCCUGCUGUGUCGAGCCAUCCGUAACCACAACACCUAUCUCCACCUGCACCUCUGUGUGUGCCUCUUCUUGGCCAAGAUUCUCUUCCUCACCGGUGUAGACAAGACAGACAACCAGACGGGCUGCGCCAUCAUCGCGGGUUUUCUGCACUACCUUUUCCUCGCCUGCUUCUUCUGGAUGCUGAUCGAAGCCGUGAUGCUCUUCCUUAUGGUCAGGAACCUGAAGGUGGUGAAUUACUUCAACUCGCGCAACAUCAAGAUGCUGUACCUCUGUGCCUUUGGCUAUGGGGUCCCAGGGCUGGUGGUGGUCAUCUCCGCCUGCGUGCAGCCACAGGGCUAUGGGAUGCAUAAUCUCUGCUGGCUGAAUACGGAGACAGGGUUUAUCUGGAGUUUCCUGGGGCCAGUUUGCACAAUCAUAAUGAUCAAUUCCAUCCUUCUGUCUUGGACGUUAUAUAUACUGAAGCAGAAGCUUUCCAGUGUCAAUGCUGAAGUCUCGACUCUCAAAGACACCAGGUUGCUGACAUUCAAGGCCUUUGCCCAGCUCUUCAUCUUGGGGUGCUCCUGGGUAUUGGGCAUUUUCCAGAUCGGACCUGUGGCCACUGUCAUGGCCUACAUGUUCACCAUCAUCAACAGCCUUCAGGGGGCCUUCAUCUUUCUCAUUCAUUGUCUGCUCAGCCGCCAGGUACGGGAAGAAUACUGGAGAUGGAUUACUAGGAAGACCAAAGCCAGAUCACACUCUCAGACCUCAGGGAUCUUACUGUCGUCCAUGCCCUCUACUUCCAAAACGGGUUAAAGUCCUUUCUUGCUUUUCAAAUACGCUAUGGAGCAAUAUUCAAGGAAAGCGGGUGCCUGCAGGAGCCCACCCUGAAGUUUUCUCUUCCCAGCCUAAUGCAGAAAUACAGGAUCCUGCCAGCCCCAGAACUCUCUAGGCAAUUCAGAGCAUGAAUGGGUAGGGUAGUCUUCUCAUGGUUUCAUGUCCUGGUGAGAAACAAGAGUUUCUGUUCUGGAUGACUAUUGCAUCUUUUAUGUUUUGCAACUCUGACUUUCCAGAGUUUUGUGGAUAUAACAGAUCUCAGUGCAAUGGCAUGAGCAAGAUGACCUGAUUACUAUUUUGUUUUCUCCUGAGAUCAUUGGUGCGUGUUUCCAAGCGUGCCUCUCCAGCACCUAUCAUAUGCCUGGCACAGAGCAGCCCUCAGUAAAUGAUGUGCUGUCUGACUGACUGGCUUACCCUUCGACAAAGACUCCUGAUUUUAAAGAAAUGGUCAGUAAAACUGUAAUGACAACCCCAGGAGACAAGUAAAGCACAUAGACAUGUAGGCUACUUUGGCGCAAAUACUUGAGAGUUAUGCUGGUGAGUAGGAGUGGUUGGUAGAGCGGAACUCUAGCGUUUCAUGGAGGGUUGAAGCACUUGAUGACAACAGCCUUUGGAAAAUGUUUUGAUUUUCUGGGAUCUUUCAGGGAAAACAUCUCCCUUCCUUCCAGAAACUCUUUUAUGACUUGGCUAGGAUUCACCCUACUAAUAAAGAUAUUGCCAUCCUGCCUUGCUCUCUAUCCUCCAUAAAAUCUUGAGUGCCAGGGAGAAAAGGAGAUGAAAAUUUUAAAUGUAGAUAUCUUUCCCUCCAUGGACACUCUAAUUCCUUUCUACUCAAAGUGUGGUCUGUGGACCAGAAUUAUCAGCAUCACCUCGUUAGAAAAGCAGAAUCUCAGGCCCCACCCCAGAGCUGCUGAACCAGAACUUGCAUUUUAAUGCCAUUUCCAGGGAAUUUGUAUUGUACCCAUGAAUGAAUGUUCUAGAAUAUUCUUCUGUUUGCCAUUCUGAUAGCCUAGCUUGUCUUUAAAACCAGAAAGGAAAGAUGCUGCAUUUGAGACUUUGCACCUGCCAGUCCCUUUUUGUAGGACACCUUUCCUGAAAAUCCAACUAAUUUCUACCCUUUCUUUGAGUCUCAGCUUAGUCAAUUAUUUCCACCAGUAAUCGUUCUUUGAAUCUCCUGAAGUAGGAUUAGAUGUGACCUCUGUAUGUCCCCUAAGGCUUCCUGCUUUCUAGCCCUAUAUUACAAUUUCUUUUUAUCUUGGGUGUCUCCAACUUUGACUACAAGCUCCAUAAGUACAGAGAAUUGUAAUUAGUAGAUUCUCCAUAAAUAUGUUGACUAAAAGAGUGAAUGAAUGAUUACUGUCCAUUUUGAAGACAAGGAAACUGAGGCUCAGAGAGUUUAAGUAACUUCCCCGGCCUCACACAGACAUAGGUGGCUGAGCUGGGUUUUGAGCUCUUAACCUUGGAGCUCCUCUUCCAGACCCCUUGCCCACACCCAGGCUAACGUGCUAGAAGGGUGUGGGAAAUGAAUGCAGGAGAGCUAAGUCAUCUCAUUAUAGCAGCUGAGAUUGUCCUUAACCAGCCACCUAGCCAACUUAUAGCUGACUGUAGUCACAUGAGUGAGUCCAGCCAAGAUCAGCACCUGUCCAGCCAACCCAUGGACCCCGGCUCAACAAUCAAGCAUCAUUGUUUUAAGACACUGAGUUUCAGGAGUGGUUUGCUAUGAAGCUUUUUUGGUGGCAAUUGUUCACUGAUGCAGAGGACAAUGGGUUGUCAAAAUGUUGCAUUUGAUUGCAACAACUUGGAAUGUACAAAGAAAAGUGUUUGGUUCUUCAUUUCCUCUUUGUUACCAGGAUAUGUAAAUCUACAAUGCUCGAAUAAAGUUCUUUCUG
Hipposideros armiger (great roundleaf bat) is the source of this 3613-nucleotide messenger RNA. RefSeq names its product adhesion G protein-coupled receptor E1-like. NCBI's taxonomy places the organism in Eukaryota, Metazoa, Chordata, Mammalia, Chiroptera, Hipposideridae. The transcript has 13 exons. Gene Ontology annotation, molecular function: G protein-coupled receptor activity. Gene Ontology annotation, biological process: adenylate cyclase-activating G protein-coupled receptor signaling pathway; cell surface receptor signaling pathway. Gene Ontology annotation, cellular component: plasma membrane. The annotation marks the transcript as partial. The record is from RefSeq and is a predicted model, not a curated record.